AUGCACCCCCUCUCCACCAUCCUCUCUCUCCUCCUCCUCUCCUCCCAACCUCUCACCCUCGCAUCUCCCACACCCCCUCCCCCAACCUCUCUCUCUCUGCUUCCCCUCCUCGACACCCUCAUAAACAUCACCCUCACCGCCUCAACACUCAAUUCCGCUCCUCCGACUGCUUUCACAACAACCACACAUUCUGCAGAAUGUGCAGAUGUGAAUCAGGGAGCGCUGGUAUGCUGUCCGAGUAUUCUGGAUGGGGAUCAACCGCUUGUAGUGACGGCGGCCAGGAUGUUUGGGUUUGUGUUGAAUGAGAAUAGUGUUAAUGGGAUUGGGUGUAGGAAUCUAGAUGAUGGGGCGUUUUGUCCGGUGCUGGAACAUAGACUUUGUUGUCAAGUUACGGAUUUGUUUGGCAAUGUGGUGUCAUAGUGCCGGGAAACUCUGAUUUGUUGAAUUCAUCUUGGU
Molecule: messenger RNA, 456 nt
Organism: Botrytis byssoidea
Lineage: Eukaryota; Fungi; Ascomycota; Leotiomycetes; Helotiales; Sclerotiniaceae
Exons: 3
Coding region: 1-420 (139 amino acids)
Source: RefSeq, a predicted model, not a curated record